AUGCUCUACUUUGCACCAAAUUCGAACCAAGACUCUCCAAAUCCCGUGCAGGUAGACAAGGAAAAGGAAUGGCAGGAUUUGAAUCGUUAUCAAGACGUAUUCGGCCAGCUGCCAAUGCUUCAGGCAUAUAGCCAUAUCAUUCUGACUUUCUCCAUGCCGCAGAACGUCUCGCAGGAGGAAAUCAUCAAAGAUAUCGAAAAUGCAAUGAGAAAAGUCGAAGAAAAGGUUCCGUGGAUGGCGGCCCAGAUCGUCAAUGUAGGCAAAGCACCAGGGUAUUCGGGCGUUAAUAAAUACGCCCCCUGCCCUCCUGCAGAACGUCCAGUCGUCGUCAAGGAUGUCUCAGACGCAUUCCCAACAUAUGCAGAGGUAAAACGCUUGAAGGCUCCAAUUAAUAUGUUAGAUUCAGCAUUUCUCUCCCCCUGCUCAUCAUUCCCGCAACCAUUUCACGGAUCCGAGGAGGAUCCAGCUCGAGUUAUUCGGCUGCAGGUUAGCUUUAUCAACGGAGGAAUAUUUUUGAAUUUCGUUCUUCACCACGCCACGGGUGACGCGGGUGGUCAUUUCUGGUUGGCACGCAUGAUCGCCAUGGCAAUGCGAGGAGAAGAAUUCCCAGAGUCUUUCCUGGAAGAAGCCAAUAGAGACCGCAGAAAGCUUUUCCCUCUCCUUGGUCCGGAUGAGCCGAUGCUAGAUCAUAGCCAUCUCCUCCGUCCCCCAAUCACAGCAGAUAAUCCAAUAGUAACCCCAACUACAACAACCUGGCACUUCUUCCGCCUCACCGCAGCAAAAAUGGCCAAAUUAAAGGAUCUUGCUAGCCAGAAAGAAGGCUUUGAGCCCGGUGUUCCAUAUAUUACGACAGAUGAUGCAAUUAGUGCCUUCUGUUGGCAACGAUUUAUCACUGCCCGUCUUCCACGUCUUGAUCUUAAUACGGUUGCUAAGUUUUCUCGCACGAUCGACGGCCGAAAGUCACUGGGCAUUUCAUCCAAUUAUUUGGGCGACGUGAUUCAUAAUGUGCAGACACACGUUUCUGUCAAGGAUCUGACUGAGAAGCCCCUUUCGACGAUUGCAUCGCGUAUGCGUAAGCGCUUGAACGAGGUCAGCAACGCCUACCAUGUGCGCAGUUUCGCAUCAUUUAUUAUGAGCCAACCGGAUAAGUCUACCAUUACCUACGGUGGUCGUGUCAAUACAGAAACAGACAUUGGUUCAUCUUCAGUUCGUGCUGCAGAGCUGUACUUUGAUUUUGGAAAGCUGGGCAGACCGGAUUUCGUCAGACGGCCGUGCCUCAAAGGCGUGUCGUGCCCAGGGCUUCUAGCCUUUUUACCCCAGAAUCCAGAUGGCGAUUGUGACUUUAUUGCGGCAUUGACCGAAGCAGAUGUCGCGGUCUUGAAUAAAGACCCAGUUUGGACGAGUUAUGUUGAAUAUAUUGGUUGA
Messenger RNA from Talaromyces proteolyticus, 1425 nucleotides. RefSeq names its product trichothecene biosynthesis acetyltransferase. Bases 1 to 1425 code for a protein of 474 amino acids. The transcript has a single exon. Gene Ontology annotation, molecular function: acyltransferase activity, transferring groups other than amino-acyl groups. Lineage: Eukaryota; Fungi; Ascomycota; Eurotiomycetes; Eurotiales; Trichocomaceae. The record is from RefSeq and is a predicted model, not a curated record.